AUAAACUUUACAUUCUAUCUGAUAAAUACAAAAUGAAUCUAUCAAGCAAUGGAAAAGAUAAAAUAUUUCUAGUAUUAUAAAAAUGGAAAUGAUGACAACAUCAGACUGCAGGACAAAAAAAAGACUCAAUACAACCAAAUCCCAAAGGUUUCGGUGAGGCUGUGUGUGUCUACAGUCAAUAUUAGAGCGUUUAUGGUCCCUAAUGACUUUAUGUCAAAUAUUAGACACACACACACCCAGUUAGGUCACAGAGGAAAAAUGUUCUGAUGGGAGUUGAGGCUUCAAGCUGAGGUGCGGCCGUACAUAAGAGGGGCCAGCAGGUGUCGGCUCUGUCUGUGGACCUGAUCUCCAGCACACAGUAAGUUCUCCUCGGACUCGCUCUUCAAGGUCCAGGACUCUGUGUGUAUAUUGAAAGGACAACUGCUUUUUCUCUCAUCUUUAGGAUCUUUAGAAGAUUCAAAAUGUACGGACACAACCAAGGUAAACGGCUACUUUUAAAUAAUGCAUAUUGAGCUUGAUAAUAACUUUUGCAAAAACAGUGACGUAUAUAUCUGAUUCCUCACUUCUUCUGGUGUUUAGGAAACCAGUACCCCCCUGGCUACCCAAACAACCAUCAACAGAUGCCAGGGGGCUACCCUCAACAUCCUCCAGGCAGCGCCCCACCACCGAACUACCCUCCUCAGCCCCACGGUCAACAGGGAGGCUACCCCGGACAUGGGCCUGGGCCUGGUUAUGGCCAAGGGCAAGGAUACGGGCAGGGCCACGGACAGGGCCAAGGACAGGGCUAUGGACAGGGCCACGGGCAGGGCCAUGAACAGGGCCACGGACAGGGCCACGGACAGGGCCACGGGCAGGGCCACGGGCAGGGCCACGGGCAAUGCCACGGGCAGGGCCACGGGCAAUGCCACGGACAGGGCCAUGGCCAAGGGCACGGAGGCGGACAUGGUCAUGGACAUGGCCACAAGCACAAGAAUGGUCACACUCAUGACAAGUGUCACAAGAAAGGAAAGAACUGUCACGGGUCCUCCAGCAGCUCCUGCAGCAGUGACUCGGACUGAAGAAGAUCCGUGGAGUCGCAGACCUUCAAUCUCUGACCAGAUACUAUGAUCAACAUUUUACUGCCCAAAUGUUUUUAUAAAUGGAUUUGUAUUUUUUUUUUAAAUUGUCAUAAUAAUCAGGCUUCUGUGAAAAUAAUUUAACUUUGAAAAUAAAAUUCAACUUCAAAUUUCA
This is a messenger RNA of Hippoglossus stenolepis (Pacific halibut), 1230 nucleotides long. RefSeq names its product holotricin-3-like. The record is from RefSeq and is a predicted model, not a curated record. Bases 621 to 1058 code for a protein of 145 amino acids. NCBI's taxonomy places the organism in Eukaryota, Metazoa, Chordata, Actinopteri, Pleuronectiformes, Pleuronectidae. The transcript has 2 exons.